Musa acuminata AAA Group (dessert banana) is the source of this 531-nucleotide messenger RNA. Its product is annotated as alpha-humulene 10-hydroxylase-like. Gene Ontology annotation, molecular function: oxidoreductase activity, acting on paired donors, with incorporation or reduction of molecular oxygen; monooxygenase activity; iron ion binding. NCBI's taxonomy places the organism in Eukaryota, Viridiplantae, Streptophyta, Magnoliopsida, Zingiberales, Musaceae. The record is from RefSeq and is a predicted model, not a curated record. Bases 1 to 531 code for a protein of 176 amino acids. The transcript has 2 exons.
AUGGCAGACCCCACUCCCGGCAACGUCCCCCGCACGUGGCCAGGCGCGGCGCCCAGGGGGAGCAAUGAGGGUGACGGUCUGCGUCCGGACGCCAGCCUCACUGAGCCCACAGCCCCCUCGGUGGACCCAGCACAGUCGGACGAGACAGAAGCAGGAGACGCUGCGGCUUCACCCGCCGGCACUCGCGUCUUCGUCAACUUAUGGGCGAACGACAGGGAUGCGCGUUACUGGGACGACGCCGAGAGCUUCAAACCAGAGAGGUUCCAAGGCAGAGCCAUGGAUUUCAAGGGAGUCGACUUCGAGUACUUGCCGUUCGGGGCCGGGCAGAGGAUAUGCCCCGGAAUCGGGUUCGGGAUGUCGACCGUGGAGUUCGCCCUGGUUCAUCUCCUCCUGCACUUCGACUGGGAGCUGCCCCAUGGAAUGAGACCGGAGGAGCUCGACAUGUGCGAGACCAUGGCGUUAGUCGCACCGAGGAAGACGGAGCUGAAGCUGAUUCCUACCGUUCGAGUUCCUCUCCCCGUCGCAACCUGA